AAAGAUAGAAACAUCAUCGUCAUUAACUCCGGGAUGGACCUCUGGCCAGAGAGCCAGAGACGAACAAAGGUCGAGAUUAAAAAGAAAAAAAAAAGAGAAGCGUACUGGAGUAUGUGAAACCAUCCGGCUUUUGUUGGGAUAAAUUGUAAAUAAACAGUUUAAACAUUUUUUGGGGGGAAACCUCUCUUAGACUUCACGAGUUUAUAGGAUUUGUAUUUGUCCGAGUAAAAAGAAAAUAGCGUUUUAACUUACAACACAGAAAAUAUCCAGUUUCUUUUUUUUCCUUCUAAUUGAUUUAACUUCACAAAGGGUUUCCAUAUGUUGUGCAUUGUAACACUCCAAUAAUAAUGGACAGCAGUGUAAUUUUAUCUGAGGAAAUCGGUCCAGAAUUCUAUUACAAAAGCAGGACAAGAGUGUGUACAGUGCACCUUAAGAAAACCCUGUGUUGGACGUGAUUGGCAAAGACAUUAUUCUAUCCUUGGUACCCUGCCGUUCCGGGAUUACAGUGACGUCACGCUGAUACCCUUGCAUGGAUGAAUGCUAAAGAACUAUACAGCCACAAAUAAUAGCACAAGCAGAGUCCAUAUCUUGGAAGACUUACGUUAUCCUUUAAGCCUCCUUCGGCUAACACAACAACAUUUUUUUUUUGUUUUGCAUUUAAUGACGCUUAAUUUCAUUUCUUAUCGGGUCCUUUGGGGGGAUUAUUCAUUCAUAUAAAACAAUCUGCAGCUGGUGCCAGCCUAAAGUCUCCCUCCUAUGAGUGAAGUCAUCUAUUAUUGAGCGAAAGGCCGUGCGUGGAAAUGUGUGUAAGACCGUGGAUUUGAAGUAGAAUUGGUUGCAAUCGAUCAAGGGUGAAGAAUAUUCCUGAUGGUAACAAAAGAAGCAGCUAUGUCUUUCUCGCAAUUUGGAUACCCUUACAAUGCAACUUCACAGUUUUUCGUGUCGGCAAACCCCAGUACGACUUGCUGCGAUUCGAUUUCCAGGUCGGUCUCUGACGGGACAGGCAGCUCCCAAACCGCCGCUGCCGCCGCCGCCGCCUCCUUCUGCUGCCCGUCCUACGAGAACCGGCUCCUGGCGAGCAGCCGGACGGAGCUGAACGCAGCGCUGGGGAUGUACAGCUCUCCAUACGCCGCAGCGGCCGCAGCCAGCCAGAACUACGCCAACUACUUCCCCUACAGCACCGAUCCAUCCGCUAUCUACUCCACUCUGAAUCCACAGUAUGACAUUAAGGACAGCACAGGCACUUUACACUCUGGCAUCACUCAAACCGCUGCAUACUACCCUUAUGAUCACUCACUGGGACAGUAUCAAUACGACAGAUAUGGGACAGUCGACUUCAACGGCACAGCCCGACGAAAGAAUGCCACGCGGGAAACCACCAGCACCCUGAAAACAUGGUUGUAUGAGCACCGCAAGAACCCCUACCCCACCAAGGGAGAGAAGAUCAUGCUGGCCAUCAUCACCAAAAUGACCCUCACCCAGGUGUCCACAUGGUUCGCCAACGCCAGGAGGAGGCUAAAGAAGGAGAACAAGAUGACCUGGUCCCCGAAGAACAAGGCCAACGAUGACAGGAAGGACGACCUUAACAAGAGAGACCAAGACUGUGUCACCAAAGAUUCUAGUGACUGCAAGGAGGAGAAGGAUCUGCAUUUGAGUGAUCUUGAGGAUAUGGACGAGGACGACUGUGACAAGCUCGACAGUGACUGUGAAAAGGUGGCCGCAGACGAGCAGGACCUCCAGAGGACCAUGGCAGUAUCGGGGGUGCUUCAAAAGAGGGACUGCAGCUCUGAGCUGAGCCUCAGUUUAACCAACAGCUUUCACCCAUUCCCCUGUGCCAUCAAAAGUGUCACCAACCUCCCCCCUCUCCCGUCUGACUUUCUGGAUCCUAUCGUGUCGAAGGCUCCGUCCUCGACCGGCCUGGUGGCGGGAACCGUGUCCCUGUCUCACUUCGAAGCGUCCGAUAAGCCGCGGAUUUGGUCCCUGGCUCGUACGGCGGCUUCGGGCGUCAUACUGGGCCCUCAGCAGCACAACUCUGAGCUGAGGACAGGCAACUCAACCGGGGACUGCCAGCUACAGAGCACCAGACUAACCGGGGCUCCUCCCGGACAGUGUGGGGUCAUGAGAGGCAUACACGAAUCAAGCAGCGUCACCAAUCCCGAGAGCCCCUUCCCCGAGGGCUCAUCCUUGCACUCAAAAGUCUAUAGCACUGGCAACUAUGGUCACAAAGGUCUCCAACUCCACUGUUCACCCUAUGCUGCACUCCCAGACACAUGUCAGUACUCCAGCAUUGAAGGAUUCUCUGGCGGCAAAGCAGAGACACAGUCGUCUGACCUGGGUGAAGCCUGUGGGAGCGUGCAGGAUGACAAGGUCACUGCAUUCAGACCGGUGAUGAAGAGGUGAAGCAGAUCACCAGAAAGUGUACCCCAAUAAGAAAAGGGACAUUUAUUAUGCACUAAAGGAUACACUGGCCGAGCAGCAGCCUCAAUAUGACACAUGGGAGCUACCUGGCGCUGCUGCAGUGAGAGCUGUCAAACUGUGGACGUGGCUAUCAUUUUGCACAACAUUGUUUUUAUGGUGUUAAAGACUUUAUGCAAAAAAAUCUAGAUGCAAAUGUAUGAGAAUGGCCAGAUUUAAAAAAAAAAAAAAAAAAAGGAAAGAAAAAAAAGAAACACGGCCAAAUCUGUGUAUGGCAAUCUUGUAGUGUAGCAAAUUUAUUUAUUUCUCUGUGUAUUUAUUAUUUGGGUUUUGUCGUCUGUUUGCUUCUUGUUUAAGGUGUUUAUUGGUUUUGGAUUUGUGUAUCCUUUAAGUGUUUUGUUACGUUGUUUGGUUUUUACUGUGGGUUCGUGUCAUUUCGCCUGGUGUAAAAGAGAAAAGCUUGUCGGACGUUUAACAGAUAAAGGACUGGAUCCGCUGUGGAGAAUUGUUUUUUAUUUAACUGUUAUUUUUUCCCCCAUUGUGUUAAAAUGUGAGCUUCUCCUGUGUUUGCCAUUCAUGCCAUUUUUUUCUAACAAUACAUUUUUUGUUUUCCAAGA
Messenger RNA from Mugil cephalus (flathead mullet), 3032 nucleotides. It is a transcript of the gene irx6a, whose product is annotated as iroquois homeobox 6a. Gene Ontology annotation, molecular function: RNA polymerase II cis-regulatory region sequence-specific DNA binding; DNA-binding transcription factor activity, RNA polymerase II-specific. The transcript is spliced from 7 exons. NCBI's taxonomy places the organism in Eukaryota, Metazoa, Chordata, Actinopteri, Mugiliformes, Mugilidae. Gene Ontology annotation, cellular component: nucleus. The record is from RefSeq and is a predicted model, not a curated record. The coding region runs from base 868 to 2400 and encodes 510 amino acids. Gene Ontology annotation, biological process: cell development; regulation of transcription by RNA polymerase II; neuron differentiation.